Molecule: messenger RNA, 1651 nt
Organism: Uloborus diversus
Lineage: Eukaryota; Metazoa; Arthropoda; Arachnida; Araneae; Uloboridae
Product: proton-coupled folate transporter-like
Exons: 5
Coding region: 1-1398 (465 amino acids)
Biological process (GO): transmembrane transport
Cellular component (GO): membrane
Molecular function (GO): transmembrane transporter activity
Source: RefSeq, a predicted model, not a curated record
AUGAGAGUAGAGGUUCUUAUAUUCUUAUACAUGUUCGCAUACGCUCUGCGAAUGGUAUCUCAAACAACCAUAAUAAUGGACAAAGUAUGUUUAGUUCAUUUCAAUCAUUCUUCCAGCAUUUGCUCAAAUAUAUCAGACUAUCCUGACAUAAAAAACGAAGUUGUAAAAUUAGCCAACAACUACAUUAUCGGAUACAAUCUAUUGAGCUUUCUUCCUGCUUCCAUUCUUGUUACAUUUAUAGGCUCAUGGAGCGAUAAGUACAGUCGAAAAAUACCAUUAUUCAUUGCAUUGAUGGGCAUGCUCCUUGAUGACAUAUUGAUUACUCUCUUGUCAAUAUUCAUGAAUACCAGGGUAGAAUAUCUCUUUGUACCCGCCUUCCUCAAUGGAUUCUCUGGUAGCUUCGUGGCAAUAACCGCCAUAGCGUACAGUUACAUUUCAGAUGCUUCAACGCCAAGUAACCGGACAAUGAAGUAUACCUUGUUUCAAGCAUCUUAUGGUUUUGCAAUGCCCAUAGGAGUAUUAGCAAGUGGAUACAUAUUCAUGUAUUAUGGAUACGUGUCAAUAUUCUCGCUAGCUACAGCUGUACAUGUCCUUGCUCUUCUGUGGCUACUUUUUGCAGUAGCCGAGACGAGAGGAUUUGAUUGCAAAGAAACGUGGCCAGAGAAGAUUCGGAAUUUGUUUUCCACAGAAAAUGUCAUACUAAGCUUUCGAGUUGCAAUGAAGAACCGUCCAAAUAAUGGGAAAAGGCAAAUAUUUUUGCUUACCUUGUGCAUGAGUCUGACACUCCUACAUCAAGCUUCUUUAGGUGCUAUAGGAUUUUCCUAUGCUCAUCAUCGGUACAGUUGGGACAACACAAAAUAUUCUACCGUAUUUGGAAUCAUAGCUGUUAUUGGGACAUUUUCUUCGGUGGUCAUCGUCCCAUUAUUUAAAAGAAUGAAACUUGGAGAUGUAACGCUUGGUUUGGUUGGAUCCGUUUCUACAAUAGGCAGAAGUGUUUUAACGGGAUUGGCAUCGAAAGAAUUUCUUUUCUAUGCAGGAAAUGUGACAGGAGCUCUGGGCAUUUUAGUACCUUUAGCUGCACGAUCAAGGAUUUCAAAAAUUGCAUCUAAAGAUGAAAUGGGUAAAAUAUUUUCUUUUCUGUCUAUGGUGGAGACAAGUAUCCCUUUUAUAUUUUCUGCCGCAGUUACUCAAAUCUUCAACGCAACUUUAGACUUCUUCCCUGGAUUGAUUUUUAUAAUUUUGGGUGUAAUGUCUAUUUCGCAAGUUGUAGUAUUCUGGUGGAUAUCUCGGCUCCCAAAACCAAGCUAUGAUGAAAAUGACGAUCCAGCAAACAAAAUGGAAAACAAAGAACCUAUUUUCUUUAUUCGAAGCAACAGCAUAUGCGAAAAUGUUGUGUAGGAUGUUAGUGUAAUUUAUCACAACAGUGAUAUUGUUAUUUAGUUUUGUUGAAGAUGAAUAUCACUGCUUCCACAAGGAAACUAUGAUGUAAAUGAAGAUACAUCAAACUAAAAUAAAAGUAUAGGUAUAGCUAAAAACACAUAUGCUACGACCUGAAAAAGUCAGUCUGAUUUUAAAUUCAAUCAGAUUGUUCAUUUUGUUUAUUUAUUUUUAUUUAUUGCAUCUAUGUUGAAAUGUUCAUCUAUUUUAAUAA